Molecule: messenger RNA, 4930 nt
Organism: Sebastes umbrosus (honeycomb rockfish)
Lineage: Eukaryota; Metazoa; Chordata; Actinopteri; Perciformes; Sebastidae
Product: alpha-2-macroglobulin-like
Exons: 35
Coding region: 76-4455 (1459 amino acids)
Cellular component (GO): extracellular region
Molecular function (GO): endopeptidase inhibitor activity
Source: RefSeq, a predicted model, not a curated record
GUGGGUUUCUCUAUCAGAGGCGAUUUAUGAGAUGCUGACUCUGGAUAGUUCCACUCAGGAUCAUCUCGAUCAGUCAUGGGUCGUCCUGGGCUUCAGAUGUGGACAUGGACCCUGUGUGUCUUCUUCAGCUGGAUGUGUGUGGGGGAAGCAGUGACUGGACCGCAGUACAUGGUAGCCAUUCCUGCGGUUCUUGAAGCUGGAGCUGAGACCAAAUUCUGUGCGAGUCUCCUGCAUCCCAACGAGACUCUGGUCAUGACCGUCACUCUGAUGUCCCAAGAGGCGAAUACAACCCUCCUCAAGCAGUCGUCCAGUGAAGACUUCCAUGCCUGCCUUCAGUUUCAGGUUCCAUUAGUGAAGAAUGGAGCAGUGCAUAAUUUCGAGGUGGAGGUAAAAGGCGACACAUUUUACUCAAAAGAAGUCAGGAAAGUCCAGAUCAAUGUCUAUCAACCAAUGACAUUCGUCCAAACAGAUAAACCAAUCUACCUCCCUGGACAAACAGUGCAUUUCAGAGUCGUCACACUGGACACUAAAAUGAGACCUGCCAGUCAGCUGUACAAUAUCAUCGAAAUUGAGGAUGCUAAAAACAACCGGAUUGGACAGUGGUUGAAUGAAACAUCCAACAGUAAGAUACUGCAGCUUUCUUAUGCCUUGAACUCUGAGGCCCGUGAAGGAACCUACAAAGUUACUGUGUCGAUUGGGUCAACUAAAAGAUAUCACAGCUUCAAGGUAGAGAAAUAUGUUUUGCCUAAAUUUGACGUAAAACUAGAUGUAACCGAUGAAGUAAGUAUUGAUCAGGAAGAAAUCAAAGCUGAAGUAUGUGCAACGUAUACAUACGGACAGCCUGUACCAGGCAGUGUUAAAAUGAAGGUGUGCCGACCUCUUAAUAGCUACGUGAGUAGAGUAGAUCUAAUCAACCUUGAUGAUCUGGGUGGAAUCUUCGGUAUUACUCCCCCAUGCUACGAGGAGACCAAGCAGGCGGACAAGAAAGGCUGUGCCAAUUUUAUGUUCAUGAUGUCAACUUUCACAAAAAUGGCGCAAAAGGCGUUGAUAGAUACACUGGAAGUCAGAGCCGAAGUGGAAGAGGAGGGGACAGGUAUUACACGCCCACAAGAGAAGAACAUAAAGAUUUCAUAUGUUAUUGGAAAGCUGUCCUUCAUUGACACACCCAAAAUUUACCAACAAGGAUCCGAUGUGGAGGGAAAAAUUAAAGCAGUUUAUUACAAUAAUACGCCCAUUCCUGGCAUGCCGGUGCACCUGUUUGAGGGUGAAAGGUGGUCAGCACGUCUGCUGCAGAAUCUCACAACUGAUAGCGAUGGUGUCGCCACUUUUUCAUUGAGCACAGCUGACUUUAAAGGGGACAUCCACCUCCAUGUGAGCAUCUCUCCGAAAAUGAGCUACAUUCCUUACAGAACGCCCCACUAUGAGACUGGAGAUCACACAGUGUCGAUGGCCCAACUGUCUUCUCCUGAUACUAAAACAGUCAGCUCUCUGGAAGUGAAGAAGAAGGAUAACCCACUUGCCUGUGACAAAGAAGAAGACAUCUCCAUCCACUACACUGUAGUUGGAGAGGCCCAGGGCUCUGUGGAUAUGAUGUAUUUGGUCUUAUCCAGAGGAGCUAUUGUCAUGCAAAGAGUUCAGCAGGUUGAAGUGCAGGAUAAGUCAGUGAAUGAGGGUGAUGUGUCCUUUAAGCUGGCAGUGUCUCCGGACAUGGCACCAGACGUCCAGAUUGUGGCAUACGCCAUCCUCCCCAGUGAGACUGUGAUCGCCCACAAUGCCGACUUCUCCGUUGAGAAAUGCUUUGCUCACAAGGUGUCGCUGGCGUUUUCUCCGUCCUCAGCUGUCCCCGGAGAGGAGACCACCCUGCGUGUGAUGGCCCAGCCAGACUCUCUCUGUGGGGUGAGCGCUGUCGACCAGAGCGUCCUCAUCAAGGAGCCAGGGAAGACUCUGGAUGCAGACAAGAUAUUUGAUUUGUUGCCUGUCAGAAAAGCAUCCUUCAUUCCAUAUGCCGCUCAAGAUCCUGUAAAAUGCUUGCAUGUGAGACCGAGAAGAUACAUUUUGCCAAUCCCCGAUGAUAGGCAUGAUGCUUUUACGGUUUUCCAGAAUGUAGGGAUGAAGAUGGCAACAAACUUGGUUAUCCGAAUGCCUACAUGCAUCAAUUUCAAAGGAUGGGAAUACCACCACCACCGCAGCUAUUAUUUUGGCGUUGGCUAUGUUCAUAGAAAUGUGGCUGGUACUCCGGUAGGUGCCCAGGGAAGUGCUGCGAGAGGUGCCGCACACUAUCCUGCUCCCCCACCAAUAGAGACCGUCCGCACUUUCUUCCCCGAGACCUGGAUAUGGGACCUGGUGGAAGUUGGAGAUUCUGGAACAAAGGAUGUGUCCCUCAUUGUCCCAGACACCAUCACCACCUGGGAGACGGAGGCUUUCUGUCUGUCCUCUCGGGGUUUUGGCUUGGCUCCUCGAAAAGAGAUCACCGUCUUCCAGCCCUUCUUCGUCGAGCUCAGCCUGCCCUACUCCAUCAUCCGAGGAGAGCACUUUGAACUGAAGGCAACCAUCUUCAACUACCUGACCAGCUGUAUCAUGGUCAAUGUGUCUCCAGCCCCAUCCUUAGAUUACACCCUCACCCCCCUCUCUGGUGACCAGUACACAUCCUGUUUGUGCGGCAGUGAGCGCAAGACCCUCAGCUGGACCAUGGCCCCCUCAUCCUUAGGGGUUAUGAAUGUGUCAGUGACUGCUGAGGCCGUGGCAUCCCACACAUCAUGUGACAAUGAGAUUGUGAGCGUGCCAGAGAGAGGUCGUAUCGACAUGGUCACACGAUCUCUCAUAGUAAAGGCUGAAGGAACUGAGAUGACAAAGACCUACAACUGGCUGCUCUGUCCAAAAGGAGAGGCGUUGACAGAGGAAAUAGACAUAGAACUCCCUGACAAUGUGAUUGUUGGAUCUACCCGUGCUUCAGUAUCAGUCCUGGGUGACAUUCUGGGCCGAGCCCUGAACAACCUGGAUGGGCUGCUGAAGAUGCCGUAUGGAUGUGGGGAGCAAAACAUGGCACUCCUGGCCCCCAACAUCUACAUCCUCCAGUACCUGGAAAACACACGGCAGCUUACCCCAGCCAUCAAGGAAAAGGCUACCAACUUCCUGACUAGUGGCUACCAGAGACAGCUGAACUACAAACAUAAAGAUGGUGCUUACAGCACAUUUGGAUCAGGAACAGGAAACACUUGGCUGACUGCUUUCGUUCUGAGAUCGUUUGCCAAAGCGCAGUCGUUCAUCUACAUCGACCCAGCAAAGCUCGAAGAGUCUAUGGUUUGGCUGAACGAUAAACAACGAGAAAAUGGCUGUUUUGAACGGUCAGGGAACCUCUUUCACAACAGAAUGAAGGGUGGUGUGUCUGACGAAGUGACCCUCAGUGCCUACAUCACUGCUGCCUUCUUGGAGAUGGAGAAGCCCGUAGAUGAUCCUGUGGUGAACCAGAGCCUGUCUUGCCUCAAGGAGUCCACCAGUGACCUCAGCAACACCUACACUACAGCUCUGCUGGCGUACGUCUUCACCCUGGCAGGAGACAUGAAGACCCGUGCUCACCUUCUGAAGCACCUAGACACUGUUGCAAUACAAGACGGAGGGUUCCUCCACUGGUCUCAGACAGCAAAAGACACGUCAGCCUCCCUGUCUGUGGAAAUCAGCUCCUACGUGCUGCUGGCCAAACUCAGCGCCGCUCCUACAGCUGAAGACCUGGGCUACACCAGCAGCAUCGUUAGAUGGCUGACGGGCCAGCAGAACUACUAUGGAGGUUUCUCCUCCACACAGGACACAGUGGUGGCUCUUCAGGCUCUGACUCUCUACUCCACUCUGGUGUUCAGUCCAGACGGUUCCAGCACAGUGACAGUCCAGUCUCCCAGUGGUGAGAUGACAUUUGAUGUGAACCAGAACAACAAACUGCUCUACCAGGAGAAGCUGCUGCAGGACGCGGCAGGAAAGUACAGCCUGGAGGUGAAGGGCACUGCAUGUGCUGUAAUGCAGAUUUCACUCCGCUAUAACGUCCCAACUCCUCAUGAAAUCAGCACUCUCAGUGUUGAGAUCAAGGCAGAGGCCAACUGCUCCAGCAAAAGACCCAAUCUCUCUCUGAAGCUGAAGUCCCUAUAUACUGGAAGGGAGACCAGUACAAACAUGGUGAUCCUGGAUAUCAAAAUGCUCUCUGGAUUUGUCCCACAACCAGAGUCUUUGAAGGCUCUAAAAGGUGCCCUGCUGGUGGAUCGUGUUGAACUAAAGGACGAUCAUGUUCUGGUGUACAUACAGGAGUUAAUAAAGGAUAUACCCAUCAACCACAGCUUAGACCUCAUACAGGAGCACCCAGUGCAGAACCUGAAGCCAGCUGUGAUCAAGAUCUACGACUACUACCAGCCAAGUGACCAGGAUGAUGCAGAAUACAUCUACCCUUGUGCUGCCAGUAACAAUAUGUAAUAACAUACAGAAGCACUGCAACGUUUCUGACAAAAGUCAUUUCCAAAAAACAUUUUCACCCCAACCACAAAAACCUAUAAUGUCUUAAAUUGUUCAGAAUCACUCUUACAAGAAUGUACAACAUUUUGGAAAUAAAUCGAUGACGAGCCGUGGUCGGUGCCGUCGAUCCUAACUUGCACAAACUUCAGUCAGAUUGAUUGUUUUCGUUAUUUCUUUCACCGGGUUAACUGAAGUGUGGUUAGUCCUCGCGCCGUCACCGAUUCCAGUAUAAUUUAAAAUUACUUGCAUUUUAUUACAGAUAUAUUUGAUGAACCUUUACAACAUGUCUGUUUGUGUAAACAUACACAAACAGUUAUCAAGUAUUUGCUUGUUAGUAUUCUGCCACAAUCCCUUGCAGCUGUCUAACUACUGUAUGUGUCUGAGGUGAAAUGCAUGCACGAUGGACAAUAAAAUAAUUGUAAUGUGAAAAAAAAAA